GCCAGAACAGUAUCCCCCCCCCCCAAUGUAAGAUGGUGGCCGUCUGGUGGUGAAGAUCCCCAGGACAGGAGCAUCCAGGCCCCGGGUAUUUCUAACGCUGUCUCGAAACCAAGCCGGUUAUACACGGAUUGUAUCCAGUGAGCUCCGACAAACUGCCAGAGAAGGAGGAGGAGCUGCCGGUCCGCCCCCCAGUGCCCGCCAUUACCAUCCCAGCACUCACUGUGAGCGGCCAGGGCGGUGCGAGGAUUGCUGCAUCAUCACAGAUUUUAAUUUCACUAAAUUAUCCUCAGUCUGGAAAAUAUAUCUUUUUGGUUUUGUUUUGGUUUUCUUCUCCGUUUUUGGGAUCCAAGAAAGAUGUCCCGCAGCCCCGAUGUGAAGGAAGACCCUGUGGAGUGCCCCCUUUGCAUGGAGCCUUUGGAAAUUGAUGACAUCAAUUUUUUCCCUUGCACAUGUGGAUAUCAGAUUUGCCGCUUCUGUUGGCACCGUAUACGCACAGACGAGAACGGGCUCUGUCCCGCAUGCCGAAAGCCAUAUCCAGAAGACCCCGCUGUCUACAAACCUCUCUCCCAGGAAGAACUGCAGAGGAUAAAGAAUGAAAAGAAGCAAAAACAGAACGAACGCAAACAGAAAAUAUCAGAAAACCGCAAACAUUUGGCCAGUGUACGCGUGGUGCAGAAAAACUUAGUCUUUGUAGUGGGCCUUUCACAACGCCUCGCAGACCCCGAGGUUUUAAAACGGCCAGAAUAUUUUGGGAAGUUUGGUAAAAUACAUAAAGUUGUCAUCAACAACAGCACAUCCUAUGCAGGCUCACAGGGUCCAAGUGCCAGUGCAUAUGUCACAUACAUCCGGUCAGAAGAUGCACUUCGAGCUAUACAGUGUGUCAACAAUGUGGUAGUAGAUGGGAGAACGCUUAAGGCGUCUUUAGGUACCACGAAAUACUGCAGUUACUUCUUAAAAAAUAUGCAGUGUCCAAAGCCAGACUGUAUGUAUCUACACGAGCUGGGGGACGAGGCGGCCAGUUUUACAAAAGAAGAAAUGCAGGCGGGUAAACAUCAGGAAUACGAGCAGAAGUUGCUUCAGGAACUCUACAAACUAAAUCCUAACUUCUUACAGUUGUCUACGGGUACAGUUGACAAGAAUAAAAACAAAGUAACUCCCCAGCAGAGGUACGAUGUACCCAACAGUAAUAACAAAGACGCCUGGCCAUCAUUACAGAGUUCAAGCAGAUCCACCAAUGGUUUAACACUGGAACACAGAAAAUCGCCUCCUAUAUUAGACAAUGGCUUAGAUCCAGACCAUUUGACUCCAGACGGUCCAGACUCAGACUUUGGGCUGUUUUGGGAUACCGCAGAGCAUAAUGUUUCCAAAUUUGGCAGGGUCAUAGAGGACGAUACAAGUUCUGUCGACAAAUCAUCAGAGUCGUUGAGUAUAGGGAACGGAGAUAACCUGCAACAGAUAUUACCAAGUGACACCCCAUCACCUCCGCCAGGUUUAUCAAAACCCAACCCCACUGUCCCCAUCAGUUCAGCCAAUCACAGUGCAAGGUCUCCUUUCGAGGACGCUAUGACAGAAUCACAGUCUCUAUUCUCAGACAACUUCAGACACCCUAACCCUAUCCCCAGUGGUCUCCCUACAUUUCCCAGUUCCCCACAGACAUCCAGUGAAUGGCCCACAGCUCCAGAACCUCAAAGUCUUUUCACAUCAGAAACUAUUCCGGUCUCCUCAUCUACGGACUGGCAAGCAGCAUUCGGCUUUGGCUCUUCUAAGCAGCAAGAGGAUGACCUAGGUUUUGAUCCCUUUGAUAUCACCCGCAAAGCCUUAGCAGACUUGAUUGAGAAAGAACUCUCUGUCCAAGACCAGCCUGCAUUAUCACCCACAUCUCUUCAGAACCCUUCUCCUCACACUACUGCCAAAGGGCCAGGCUCUGGCUUCCUCCACCCAUCCACAGUCGCCAAUGCCAACUCUAUCUCUAGCACCUUUCCCGUCUUGCCACAGAGGUUCCCACCGUUUCAACACAGAGCAGUUUAUAACUCGUUCAGUUACCCGGGCCAGGCAGCACGGUAUCCGUGGAUGGCCUUUCCACGCAAUAACAUCAUGCACUUGAACCACACAGCAAAUCCAACAUCCAACAGUAAUUUCAUGGACUUGAGUCACCCUUCUCAACACAACACAGGCCUAGGAGGGAUUCCCAUUUCAGACCACAGCAAUUCAGUAGAGAGUAUAAAUAUGAAGGAAUGGCAGGACGGGCUAAGGGCACUUCUGCCCAACAUAAACAUCAACUUUGGUGGGCUGCCCAAUGCUUCUUCCCCUUCAAACGCCACCCACAGUGCACCAACGUCCAACAAUGCCACAACUAACAGCCUGAACUGGGACUGCCCGACCAGCUGGAUGGAUCCCGCCAUAAUCACAGGAAUUCCAUCAUCCACCGGAAAUGGUUUAGAACCUCUGCAAGAUGACAAUCCACCACACUGGUUAAAAUCACUGCAAGCCCUGACAGAAAUGGACGGCCCCAGCAGCUCUAUACCUCCCCACCACCCUCAUAACAAUCUGUUCAGCACACAGAUACCCCUACACAGAGCAAAUUGGAGCCCAUACCAUCCCCCAACAAACCCUGCCAGUUUCCACUCUCCUCCCCCAGGCUUUCAGACAGCCUUCAGACCACCAACCAAAACCCCCACAGAUCUACUACAGAGCUCAGCCCUGGACCGUCAUUGAAAAUAUAAAGGGACACUUUAGAAAUUUGGGGAAUUCUUUCCCCACCAAUUUCAAAUGUCAAAAUCAAAUCCUCAGUGUUUCCUUCGCAUACAAUCCUUCUCCAGAAUUCUCAGAGUCUUGGUUACAAGGGGCUCCAACAACCCCCCAACCCCCACCCAUUCAUUUACAAAAUUGACAACCGACGAAGCGAGAUUCCGCCAUUUCUAGCAGUGCUGAAGUUCAUUUGCUGAGGUGACUAGUUUAUUUACAUCCGAAAGCACCAACAAGUUUCCUGAACCACUAAAGAGAGAGAGAGAGAUGGAAAUAAAAAUCAAAUAUAACUUUAAAAAGGAAAAAAAAAAAAAUGCAAAUCGAGAAAUCAUUGGUCUGCUGCAUGAGAAUGUUGUUUUUUUUUUCAAAAAAAUAAAGCUUAAUUAAAAAAAGUGAUUUAACAGCUCUGAGAUCUUAGCUAGUUACAAGUAGCAGAAAUUAUUUUAAGAUAUAAAAUUAGGGAUGAUGAAUAGAAACCUAACAUGAUCAGUAAUUUAAAAGUUAUUGUGGGGAAAGCACCAUGAAAAUUAAAUGCCAUUUAACUUUUUGGAUUUUAUUUUUGGUCAAGGUUUUGUAAAUCGGUAGCGUCUGAUGGAACACACCAUUUCAUGCUUUACUUUGUUCAGGACCAAAGGGAGCUGGAUUUACAAAUUAUAUAUAUAUAUAUUCGAUCCCCUCCGCCAUUGAAGGGGUUGAGACAAAGCGAACAAUGUUUGGCAACUUUUUGUCCAUAGUAGCCAAUUAUAAAAAAAAAUUUUUUCCGUAUAAGCUGAUUGUAAUGUUUGCCAUAUACAAUGGUGCUUUUCAAGAUGUGAGCAGCAGCAGGCCAUAGUAAAAAUUGGGCACGUUUUGCAUUUUAAUUAAAAAGAAUCCAUGAUAUGUUCAGCUUCAGGAAAACAAAAUUUCAUGAACGCCUUUUUUGAGUAUUCUCUCUUGAUCAGUGCAAACUUGAUUAUUUCAUUUAUUCUUUGUUAUUUGAAGAUCUGUGAAGGUGUUGGUGUAAUUGCUUUCUGGUGUCGAGUCACUCUUGGUCUUCUCGGAACAACUCCAGAUAAUCCCGUAAGGUUCCAGUCAUCAUGAAUAUAUAUGCUGCUUCCCUAGACCUGUGUUUUGUUUGCACAUAAGUGGAUUUGCUGCCUUCUUUUCAAGUCACUACCUGAAUUUUUUAGGAAUUUGGAAAAGGUAGCCAUUUUUCUUCAGAAAAAAAAAAUCCCAAAUAUUUGGUUUUGAUCUUUUAUCACAUCCUGGAGUUCAGCGUCCAACAGUUUCAGCAUCAUCAAGGAUGAUGGAAAUCACUUGCAGGUCUUUCGACCCAUCUCCUGAAUUUGUAUAACUUUUCUGGCGUUAUUAUCUGCAGUAUUGAAAAAGAUUGAGAAGAGGAGAAGUCUUUGAGAGGGGGGAAAAUUAAUAUGACAAAUUAAAACAUGGUUAUAACCUGACGCUAAAACUAAACCAAGAAAAUGUACCUCUGUCUUCAGAAUAAAACUAAAAUCUUAAAUAAAACAGAAAACUUGAUGAUAAA
Molecule: messenger RNA, 4267 nt
Organism: Bufo bufo (common toad)
Lineage: Eukaryota; Metazoa; Chordata; Amphibia; Anura; Bufonidae
Gene: CNOT4
Product: CCR4-NOT transcription complex subunit 4
Exons: 14
Coding region: 355-2715 (786 amino acids)
Biological process (GO): protein ubiquitination
Cellular component (GO): CCR4-NOT complex
Molecular function (GO): metal ion binding; ubiquitin-protein transferase activity; RNA binding
Source: RefSeq, a predicted model, not a curated record